AUGGAUGACUACCUUGCAGGGCCGCCGGGUCUGUCGGACGCCAUUGAUCUGCCGAUUCCCGCCUCACCCAGCUCUAGCAUGGCCGGAUCAUCUCGCGGCACUAAUGAGCCAGCGGCCCUCUCCCAAAUAUCGCAAGACAUUGCUGCUAUCUCGUCCAGCAUGCUCACCAGGCGGGACAAGUCUGAAAUGGUGGCUGAGCUGCGGGCGGUGAUCAGAGAGGAGAUCGCUGCAGUGCGUGCGGAUCUCACCGCCCUGGAACACCGAGUGGACGCCUGGAUGCUGAGCAUCUUCAGACCACCCACAGGCAACAGGCCGCGGACCUUGCGACCACCAGGCAGGGGAACCUGCUCCUAG
Messenger RNA from Pelobates cultripes (western spadefoot toad), 354 nucleotides. NCBI's taxonomy places the organism in Eukaryota, Metazoa, Chordata, Amphibia, Anura, Pelobatidae. The record is from the annotation of a GenBank genome assembly.